This is a messenger RNA of Funneliformis caledonium, 213 nucleotides long. The record is from the annotation of a GenBank genome assembly. NCBI's taxonomy places the organism in Eukaryota, Fungi, Glomeromycota, Glomeromycetes, Glomerales, Glomeraceae.
AUGUCCGCUGCCGCCGCUUCAAUUGUUACAUCAACAACAAACCAAACAUCAACAAAUCUCACACCAACAAACCUUACACCAGCAAACUUCACACUAUCAAACUCCACCCCAUCAAAUUUUAUACCAUCAAACUUCGCAUUAUCAAACUUCACACUAUCAAACUUUGUAUCAGCAAAUCUCACAAUAGAUGAAAGGCAGAACUUACUUUUUAAU